This is a messenger RNA of Leptinotarsa decemlineata (Colorado potato beetle), 443 nucleotides long. Its product is annotated as senecionine N-oxygenase-like. Gene Ontology annotation, molecular function: NADP binding; flavin adenine dinucleotide binding; N,N-dimethylaniline monooxygenase activity. The record is from RefSeq and is a predicted model, not a curated record. NCBI's taxonomy places the organism in Eukaryota, Metazoa, Arthropoda, Insecta, Coleoptera, Chrysomelidae.
CACACAAUAAACAUUGAACAUCCCACGAUGGCGGUUAUUGGUAUACCAAAAUAUACUCCAUUAUUUUCGAUGUUUUGCAUUCAGGUUCGAUUCUUCCUAGCAUACCUCAACGGAAACUUCAAAGUGAAUAAAGAAGAAAUGAUGGAAGACGUUCAAAAAUAUUUGAAUGAUUGCAAACAAUCUGGAAAACCGCCACAUAUGGAACUCAAAGAACAAUUCAAAAAAUAUUUUGAUGACCUUGCAAAAACAGCAAAUAUAAAAGAGAUACAACCAGCGAUUUUGAAAAUGCAUGAAUUUUAUAUGAACGAAGGAGUGGGAAAAUUUGAUUUGGUAUAUCGAAUAAUAAACGAUGAAGAGUUCGAACAAUUCCCUUAUAAUAAUAACUAUUGCAGCGAUAAUGUGAAUUGAAAUGAGGAUUGAUCAAUAAACACAAUGAUUCUCAA